AUGAAAACAUUAUUCAAGUCUCAAGAACUGUGGGGUUUUGUUGAAGAAGGAUUUGAAGAUGCUCAACCUCCAGAACCUGAUCAGCAAUUGAGAGAGAAGAGAAAGAAAGAUUCCAAGGCAUUGUUUAUGAUACAACAGGCCUUGGAUGAUGAAAUCUUUCCCAGAAUUGCCUUAGCAACCACAUCUAAGAUGGCGUGGGAUACUCUAAAGCAAGAGUAUUUAGGUGAUAAGAAGGUGAUUACAAUGAGGCUGCAAUCACUAAAGAGAGAGUUUGAAACAGCUCUAAUGACGGACAAAGAAUUUGUCCAAGAAUACUUGUCACGUGUAUCCACUGUGGUACAACAAAUGAGGUCAUAUGGAGAAACAAUGACCAAUGAGCAUGUGGUUGGAAAAGUUCUAAGAAGUCUUACAAGCAAAUAUGAUCAUGUUGUAGCGGCUAUUGAAGAGUCAAAGGACAUGGCUGAUUACACCUUUGAUGAACUCAUGGGAUCCUUACAAGCUCAUGAGGAGAGGCUCAAUAGAAAUGGUGAGAAGAAGGAAGAGAAGGCAUUCCAUGUGAAAGGAGAAUCCUCAAAUAAGGAAAAAACAGGGCAAUUCAGUGGAAGAGGUAGAGGUAGAGUUGGCUCAAGAGGAAGGGGCCGUGGAAAAGGACCUAAUAAGGAAGGAAAAGAGCAAUCAUAUAAGGGUCCACUUAAAUGUUACUAUUGCAAGAAGCCAGUCCACAAAGAAGCUAGCUAUUGGAAGAAAGAGGAGGAUGAACAAAAGGGUGAUCAAAAAUCCAAUUUUGUGGAGAAUGAGCAAAAGUUGUUCUUAGCACAAAGUGCAGCUGGAAAUGAUGCAGGAGGUGGCGUGUGGUAUGUUGACAGUGGGUGCUCCAACCAUAUGUCAAGUGCCAAGUCUAUGUUCAGAGAGCUGAAUGAAUCUUUAAAGAGAAAGGUGAGGCUUGGAGAUGGAAAACAACUUGAAGUGGAAGGAAGAGGCACGAUUGAAAUAAAAACCGAGCAAGGAAACACUAAGCUCUUAUAUGAUGUGUAG
Molecule: messenger RNA, 1035 nt
Organism: Vigna angularis (adzuki bean)
Lineage: Eukaryota; Viridiplantae; Streptophyta; Magnoliopsida; Fabales; Fabaceae
Exons: 1
Coding region: 1-1035 (344 amino acids)
Source: RefSeq, a predicted model, not a curated record